UCAAUGCACGUCAACCAGAGAACAUGAUGCCUCCUGCAAGUCAACUCGUGUACUCUCGCAAACACAGCUGAAAUAUUAGAGCUCUAUUGUAUUGAAGGAGGUGGCGUGAUAUAUCGCCGCGCUCCUAAACGCUCCCCUGCUUCUUCUGCUGAGACUGGAGCGGACCGUCAGCGGCACGCUGGCAUUUCUACAAGUUUUAGCCUCUGCCGACCUCGUUAUCUUGAGGCUCAAGUGGCAGGUCUCUAUCUUCUCGCCACAAACCCUAGUGUUUCACUAACAGCAUGGUCAUGGCUGACUGUCACCAAAAGCCAGUGCUCAGGGGUCCCGUCCGAGUGGGCUUCUACGAUAUCGAGCGGACUCUUGGAAAGGGCAAUUUCGCUGUUGUGAAACUGGCAAAACAUCGUAUAACCAAGACAGAGGUGGCUAUAAAGAUCAUCGACAAGACCCAGCUGGAUGCUGUGAACCUGGAGAAGAUCUAUCGUGAAGUACAGAUCAUGAAAAUGCUGGACCAUCCGCACAUCAUUAAACUGUACCAGGUAAUGGAGACCAAGAAUAUGCUGUACCUUGUGACGGAAUACGCCAAGAAUGGGGAAAUCUUUGACUACCUAGCCAAGCAUGGACGGCUGAGCGAACCAGAGGCACGACGCAAGUUCUGGCAAAUUCUGUCUGCUGUUGAGUACUGCCACAAUCGAAACAUCGUUCACCGGGACUUGAAGGCGGAGAAUCUGCUGCUAGAUGGACACAUGAACAUCAAGAUUGCUGAUUUUGGCUUUGGAAAUUUCUUCCAGUCAGGAAAGCCCCUGGCCACAUGGUGCGGGAGUCCUCCAUAUGCAGCCCCGGAGGUGUUUGAGGGACAGCAGUAUGAAGGACCCCAGCUGGACAUCUGGAGUAUGGGGGUGGUUCUGUACGUGCUGGUGUGUGGCGCCCUGCCCUUCGAUGGCCCCUCUCUCCCUGUCCUGCGGCAGCGUGUUCUGGAGGGCCGUUUCCGUAUCCCUUACUUCAUGACAGAAGACUGUGAGCAUCUGAUCAGGCGGAUGUUGGUGUUAGACCCCUCCAAGCGUCUGUCUAUAGGACAAAUAAAGGAACACAAGUGGAUGGUGAUGGAGGUGCCUGUGCAGCGGCCUAUGUUAUAUCAGCAGACUGCAGAGGGGGAGGCUAGUGUGGGAGAAUACAGUGAACAGGUGCUCCGGUUAAUGCACAGCCUUGGCAUCGACCAGCACAAAACCGUAGAGUCUCUUCAGAAUAAGAGUUACAAUCAUUUUGCUGCUAUCUACUUCUUGCUGGUUGAGAGGCUAAAGGCCCACCGCUGCAGUUUCCCAGUGGAGCCCCAACUCGAUGCCCGCCAGAGACGUCCCAGUACGAUUGCAGAGCAGACUGUCGUCAAGGCGAGCAGCGCUGCUCCUCAGGUGAGCCUCCUGCCUCAGAACGUACGUCUCCUGCGAUCCCCAGCUGUGCCUCAAGCCUCUGCAGACUCCUUCACGUUCCCACAGUCCUGUGCUACAGAACACAGCUUCAUGGAGGAGGUUGGGACUCCCAAAGUCAACGGCUGCAUGCUGGACCCCCUGCCCCCUGUGGCUAUUCGCAAAUCCAGCGCCUCGUCGCCCAGCAACAUGAUGGAGACCUCUAUAGACGAGGGCAUCGAGACGGAGGAGCUGGACACUGAGGAUGAUCAUACUCAUGUCUUCAAUGCCUAUCAGACAGCCCGCUUUGGACAGCGCAGACACACGCUGUCUGAGGUCACCAACCAGCCAGGAAUCAUUGGAGGCAAACUGUUUAGCGUGGGUCAUAACCCCUCUCUGGGCAGCGUGGACUCGGAGUACGACAUGGGCUCCAUGCACAGUGACCUCAGUCUGCUGGAGGAUGCACCCUCUCUUAACGAGGUGGUCCUGGCCAACACACCAGUCACCCGCAUGACUCCACCCUUCAUGAGUGCUCUGCCCGCUAACCCUGCCAUGCAGGCACUGAGCGCCCAGAGGAGAGAGACACACAACCGCUCUCCCAUCAGCUUCCGCGAGGGCCGCAGAGCAUCAGACACCUCACUUACACAAGGCUUGGUGGCCUUUAGACAGCACCUACAGAAUCUGGCACGGACCAAAGGUAUCCUGGAGCUAAAUAAGGUGUAUGAGCAGAUGGGCUCUGGAGAAACCCCUUCCCUGGGGCUGCUGAGCCCUCAGGCCCAUCCACAUGACUUAUUGGAUCCUGCACUACAGGAGGAAAGAGGUCACCACCACGACAUGGCUCUGUUCUCAGGUGGAACACACCCCGCACUGUUGUCAAGGAGACAGAGUCUGGAGCCGCAGUACCUCUCUCACAGAAUACAGAAAGCCACACUGAUGGCCAACAGCCCCAGCAGCUGCCAGAUGUUCUGCAUAGAAACUCCUCGCAGUCUGGAGCAGCAGUUGCAGGAACACAGGCUGCAACAGAAACGUCUGUAUCUUCAGAAACAAUCCCAAAUGCAGUCCUACUUCAACCAGAUGCACAUUGUGGAGGACCCUUAUGCUCCCUGUGCAACCAUGGGCCACCAGGACUCCGGAGUCCCACCUCAGCCACAGGGUUCGAUAUUACCAGCACAUCAGCAGACACAGAGCCCCCAGGCCUCACCUCAGUUUGCACACACACAGCCGUUUGGCCCCCUAAUGGAGCCUAACCCAGAAUCCCUGACCUAUGAACCCUACCUGGGCCAUUAUGCUCAGAUGCAGCCUCUGCCACAAAGCUUCUCCGCUCAGCUGCAUCCCCAACAGCCAGAGCCCCUGAACUACACCUACCCAGCCUGCGAUCCAAGCCACUCCGCCACAGGAGAAGUGCUGUAUCCGGAGCAAUACGACUAUCCGCUGGAUCUCGGGCAGCCGCCUCCACCUGCAGAGGGUGGAGCGACUGGGUUCGAAGGGCGGGUGUUGGCUGACCCAUUUCUGGACAGCGAAAUGGAGACAGUGGACUCCCAGCAUGGUUUUGUGCUGGUGAACUAAGCCGAGACUCGAAUAACCAGUAUUACCUUGAUUUCUGACUCAUUACGGAUGAAUUGACAGAUGAGAUGACGUCACAGGGACGGAUCGAGUUUUGUACGUUCGACGUUUAGGUUGUGGCAAACGUGAGCUGUAAUCUUUAUACUUCACGAAACUCCUCCCUACCUCCCUUCUCGUUCUCCAGUGGUCCCACCUGCUGCUCUCUCACAAUAGAGUGCCGGAUGGUGUGGCGUUUGGGCCAGCCGCAUCGGGGGCUCACCUCCUCUCGCCUCCGAACCGACUGCAGGAUAGGAGCUGCUCGCUACGCACCGUAUGUAGCACAAAGACAGCCUAGAUCUGCAAUACGGAGCCUGCUCGACAGCACAAUUAAAUAUUGACAUGUUUUGUACUGAACAAAAUCA
Sinocyclocheilus grahami is the source of this 3364-nucleotide messenger RNA. Its product is annotated as serine/threonine-protein kinase SIK2-like. The record is from RefSeq and is a predicted model, not a curated record. Gene Ontology annotation, biological process: intracellular signal transduction; microtubule cytoskeleton organization; protein phosphorylation. Gene Ontology annotation, molecular function: tau-protein kinase activity; ATP binding. NCBI's taxonomy places the organism in Eukaryota, Metazoa, Chordata, Actinopteri, Cypriniformes, Cyprinidae. Bases 282 to 2966 code for a protein of 894 amino acids. Gene Ontology annotation, cellular component: cytoplasm. The transcript has 15 exons.